AACAUGGCAGACUUGACGAAUCUCUUCAAAGCGACUGUUAAAACGGUAAAAUCCAGAAAUAAAGGUCUGAGGAAAAGCAGUGACAAGGAUGAAGCAUCCCAGAUAUUUCCACAAUCAAAAAAUCGCGGAGAAUUUGAAUCUACUACUAAAGAAGUGAUUGGUACCAUUACCAAGCUCAGAGAUUUCCUUUUGGAACACAGAAAAGACUAUGUCAAUGCUGGAAGCCAUCUUACUGGCGAGGCGUCACAGAUGACAAACACAGAACGAGAGCAUAUUGACAACGAGGCACAAAACAUUCUCCGCAGAUGUCAAGAUAUGCUCGCAAAUGUAAAGAAAAAUGCUGAUGGAGAUAGAGUUCAUCCUCAAGUGAAGGAACAUAGGGAGGCUGUUUUGGGGCUGGUGAAUGCUUAUCUCAAAGUUGUUACAAAAAUAUACAGUGAACAGAAGGCAGUGCGGGUGAAACGUGUCGUGGAUAAGAAACGCAUAUCAAGAAUACAGCCAGAUAGACACGGCCUCUCUAGACAGUCUUCACUUCAACAAAACAAGGAUGAAUCAGGAGAAAACCAGUCCAGUAAUGCCAGUAUUGCUGCUAGUACAGCUGCGAAAAAGAAGGAACCAGCAAGAGUGCCAAGCCCCGGACCCAGUGGAUUUGAGGACAGUGAUGAUGAAAUCUCCCCAGAGGAGGCACAAAUGUUUGAACAGGAAAACAAGGCCAUGUAUGCAGAAAUGAACAGUUUAUCAGAAGAAUUAAGCAAAAUCCAAGGAAAAGUUGUGGAGAUAGCAAGCCUUCAAGAAAUAUUUACAGACAAGGUUUUAACUCAGGAAGAAGAUAUAGUUCGAAUAGCAGACACAGCAGUGUUUACAACCGAGAACAUUAAAGACGGAAACGAGGAAAUUCGAGAGGCCAUGCGUAAGAAUGCUGGUUUCCGUGUGUGGAUUUUGUUUUUCUUGUUGGUGCUAACAUUCUCGCUGCUAUUCCUUGACUGGUACAGUGGAUGAAAUUUGGAAACAGACUGGUUCUCAUUUUCGUUUCUUGACUGGUAUGGUGGAUGAAAUUUAAAACAAACUGCUUUAACUGACAGUGCAAGUCCCUGUUGAAAGGGCUUAAAUUAAAAGUAGUCGAAAGUGCAAGUCUGGUCAAAGGUUUCAUCAGUCUCAAAAGCAAUCUUUUGAAUGACAAAAACAUUGUUGAUUUCUAUUAAUAUUAUUGAACAUUAGUAAAUAAAUGGGGAAUAGAAUUGUCAGUGCUAGAUUAUUUUUAUGAAAUUCAGAUUUGCAGUUUUAAGUAUUUGACUGAACUUGGACUUAAGACCUUCCUUUAUAUUGAUCCAGAAAGUUGAAAUACUGUGCUAGUUAUCACUUAUGACAUCAAAGAGAAAAUUAAUGUGCCGUUACAUAUGGAUGCAGUAGACCUGCAACAAUAUAGAAUUGUGUGACUUCCUCGAUACUGCAAGAUUGUUUCAAAGAAGAUAUUGGUUAUGGUCAAACAUGUAAAAAUGUAAGUACUUCUCUAAGGAGUAGGCUCUCAUCUUGAUUGAAUGUAGUUUCUGAUAAUAAUUGUUAUUGUUUAAUUUAAGUAUGAACAGUGUAAUUGUUGACAAGUUUUGUAUUAUUUAUGCAAAUUUGAAUAGGCGUUGUUGAAAGUUGCAAGUUUUGUUUACCAUGUGCAAUAAAUUAUAUCUCUA
Mya arenaria is the source of this 1685-nucleotide messenger RNA. RefSeq names its product syntaxin-18-like. The transcript has 11 exons. Bases 4 to 999 code for a protein of 331 amino acids. Gene Ontology annotation, cellular component: endoplasmic reticulum; SNARE complex. Gene Ontology annotation, biological process: retrograde vesicle-mediated transport, Golgi to endoplasmic reticulum. The record is from RefSeq and is a predicted model, not a curated record. Lineage: Eukaryota; Metazoa; Mollusca; Bivalvia; Myida; Myidae.